GUCUACUUUACUUUAAGCUUUAAAAAAAAAAGUACAAAAACGCACAACACUAUUUUUCAACGGAGCAAAUACUAAAAACCAAUAGAAAUUCUUAGCGCAAUGGCGGGGGAAGCGGGAGAUGUGACAUCGAUGAAUUUUCUGACCGGCAGCAGCUUUGAGGGAUCGUGGAACUCCUCGGUGCGUAUGAUGGAUGGCUUUGGCAGCUAUCGUUAUCCGGACGGCAGCGAGUAUAGGGGCAGGUUUUCGAAUGGCAAAUUCCAUGGCUUCGGCCACCUGAAGCUGGCCCCGCCCUAUCGCCUCACAAUCAAGGGCGAGUUCAAGAACGGCAAACUGGUGAACGUUGAGGAUAUGUGGUUCAGCGAUGGCUUGCAUGUGAAGGGCUCCUUCGAGAACGAUCAGUUUGUGAGCGAUGAAUGGGACUAUUUGACGCCGAGCGAUCGUCGCUAUCAGGCGGAGCGGCACUAUGGCCAGCAGCCAGUGGGUCCCACGGCGUAUCUGACCAAGAGUUUGCCGCCACGACAAGUGCCGGCAAAGUGCUUCGAUGUAGAGGAGGGGCUCUACAAUUCUGCCUCUGGCUGGCUGUUCGAUAGGGAGCCGCCAUUUACAAAGGCCCUUUACAUUGGCUGCGCGCAGGAGAGGGAUUGGAUAAUGCGGUACUGUCGUACCCAGCCGUUUGCGGACUUUAUAGAGCCGCUGCCCAGUUUUUGCAGGGAUAUUGUCAAGAACAAUCUGGAAACUGAGUUGGGCCAACUGAAGGACAUCGCCAUCUACGCACCCAACCAGGAGAUCAAUCGCAGUCGCUACUUCCCCAAAGUGUGCCACGAGAAGCUGCCGGUGGACACAGAGCAGCCGCGAUAUGAGCGCCCGUCAUUCCAAAUGCUAAACGCCACCGAGCUCUGCCUGGACGAUCACAUCGCCAAGGAGCAGGUCAAAGCGGAGGAGCACAAAACAGCGUGGAUAAACAGUCGUGAGACCGGCACAAUGCCACCAAUGCCAAGGGAUCGCGUGUGGACGAGCAGCUCAGAUCCGCGAGGCGGCGACUCUGGCGUCUCCUGCACCAUCUCCAAGAGCAUGUCGGAGAAGAACCUCAAAACGAACGUGAGAACCUACUACGAAGCGGCGAUGGAACUGGCGGGCAAGAAGCAUGCCGAAAGCUUGUACGUGGUCCAAUCGAACAUGAAGCGUCCGGCUAGCUUUGCGGACAUACGUCAAUCAGUGUUUGAAUUUUAAUAUCAAGUAUGAUUCAAUUAAGUUUCCAAAGUAAAUUCAAGUAGAAAUAAAAACAAUCGGGA
Drosophila navojoa is the source of this 1292-nucleotide messenger RNA. RefSeq lists its product as uncharacterized. Lineage: Eukaryota; Metazoa; Arthropoda; Insecta; Diptera; Drosophilidae. The record is from RefSeq and is a predicted model, not a curated record.